ACAUGGAGUUAUGGAUGAGUUAUGAGUUCUAGAUGGAUAGUUUGGAGUGAUCUAGCCGGAUUUUUUAUCAAGCAAGUCUACUCGGCCUCCGUCCAGGGCUCACAACAUUCCACAAACCCUCCUCGUCACAUCAUCGUCACCAAUUCUUGUAUUUCUUAUCUAGUUCAUAUCCUCGUCCAAUACCCGAGUUAUCAAAAGCAACGCAUCCAGAUCAGGACAUGGCGAAAACGACAUGAACUCAUAGUGUAUCAAUUUUUUUGGGGGCCACCUGAGCUGCUAAAUCAUCCUCAGGGCCGGCCUUGCACUCAGCCUAUUUGGUCUUGUUUCAUUAGAGAUGAAGAUCCCCAACCUGUGACCAUGCUGCCGAUAAUGGGGUGACCCCGAAAUAUAUAAUUGCCGUUGCCGCGAGGGAACUCGGGAAACAGCAUUGGUUGACACUUGACGUGGAUAGAAUGCUAACUAUAAACCCCACCUGCUCCUGUCAUGGAGAAUCAUUGGAAGACGAACGGAAGAACCGAUGACUAAAUAUAUAUACCCGCAGACCCAUUGCCGCCGCAAGAACCAUGGUUGCGCGGUGGUACUAUUAGGUGCAACCCCUGGAUUAUUUUUUUUUGAGGAUUCUGUAUGGAAGAUGGAUGAUUACGGAGUGAAUAUAUUGUAGGGAUAGAUAGAUGAAUAUGGACUUGAAGAAUAGACUCGGAGAAUUGGAGACUGGUACGGGAUAGUGUUGAUUAUCAAUUGAAUAAUUGCUCCAGGGACCAAAUUGAUACGUCCCUUGUCUGGGGAAGGAGAGGACGAGUAACCAUGGAACAGUGGACAUGUUCGAGGAUGAUCGGUUAGAG
Aspergillus ruber CBS 135680 is the source of this 842-nucleotide messenger RNA. RefSeq lists its product as uncharacterized. The transcript is spliced from 2 exons. The record is from RefSeq and is a predicted model, not a curated record. Lineage: Eukaryota; Fungi; Ascomycota; Eurotiomycetes; Eurotiales; Aspergillaceae. The coding region runs from base 22 to 378 and encodes 118 amino acids.